Molecule: messenger RNA, 2687 nt
Organism: Leptinotarsa decemlineata (Colorado potato beetle)
Lineage: Eukaryota; Metazoa; Arthropoda; Insecta; Coleoptera; Chrysomelidae
Source: RefSeq, a predicted model, not a curated record
AAAAUAUUGAAAUAUUAAAAAAAGAAAUCACAUAAAAGUAAACAGAAAGUAGGUGCAGGAGGUGUCAGUGUACCUUACAUUUGUAUAUAUUUUUUUAAUUAUGUGAUUAUCAUUUACAAAGGAACAUUGCCAUAAAUAUAAUAAAUCCAAAUCGUAAAAAUGAGUGAUAGCACUACACCAAAAAAAACAGAAAACGAUCAAGAUAUCUCUAUUUCUCCAACUCCCCAACCUCCUUCGCCCCAAAAUUGGGUCAAAUUCGAAGAGGAUGCGUCGGAACAGAAAAAUUCGCCGGCUGUCAUAACGACAGAAAGUGUCCAAGUAAAUUUAGAAAGAAGUCUGAGCAAGUCCCUGGACAGCCCGAAUGUGGCUGUUCUAAAUCCUAAGCCUCUUCGUAAUGUGGAACUACCAGUGGCAACUGUGGAGCCCAUAAGACAGGGAUUCUCGAAUGGGGAUAUUAUUGUCACCCUACUUCCAGUCAAUGCACGUUUUCCUUGGAUUACUCCAGCUCAAUUCCGUCCGGAGUUAGUGCCUGAAGAGCUAAUGGCCCAGGGGCUAACUUUAACUGUAGAAGAAUACGUUCAAGCCUUGGAACUGUUAGUGAACGAUGUUCGUUUCUCAAUGUACAACAUCUGCUACAAGAGAGUGUUGGUGGUCUGGAUAACGGUAGCUUUUCUGGUCCUACUUGGUUUGCUUUUCUCUGGUCUAACGGGUCUUACUCUUUUCGGUCUAGGUAUAGGUUGGCUGUUUCUGAAUGCUGCUGCCAUUUUUCUGUCGAUAUAUUUGAAAUUUCGAUUGCAAAGGAACCUGGAGAAAUGUUUGGCCAACGUAAAUAAGCACUUGUUGAGACACAAAAUCGUAAUAGCUUUGGAUGAUCGAGGGAAAAUAAGCUGUCACAAAGUCACUCUGUGUUUCAUCUACAUGGAUUCCGCCCCCUGCAUAGCUCAGCUGCAUGCCAGUGUAGAGCAACAAGAGCGAGACCAAGCCAACGGAUGGGAACAGAGAAUGGAUAUCACUGCUAAUGAUAUCGUUAUACAGGGCAGCAGGACGACGAGAUUGUCAAGAAAACAGGAAAGAGCAACCCUUCUAUUUCUACGUUAUUCAUCACGUUGGGGGGGUGAGCUGGCCAAGGGUCGUUUGGUAAGCCCUCCGGCGGCAGGCGGCCGUCAUUGCUCUUGUCUUACAUGCCCAUGCCAGUUCAUCGAAGAGCACUUAUUCUGUAAACCUCCAGGCAAGUUGACAUGCAAAUCUUUUUUCUCGCUUCCAAAUCAAUCGACGGACCUAUGUCAUAUUCAAUGAAACUGUUACUUGUUUUGUGUAUUUCAUUUAUUAUUUGAUAUCUUCAAUUUCUUCUUGUUCGUUAGCCAGCGAACAAGAAUGAAUUGAAGAAUUUUCGAAUGGAGCGCAACACAUAUUUCAGUGAAUUGUUUUUCUGAAAUUAUCAUUUUAUACGUCUUUACCAAAGUAAUAAUGAACAAUGGCACUGAUUUUCGAAAUCUCCUGUUUUUUUUUUAUUCUAGCAGCUCUGUUUUGUUUUUAUAAUAUCUAUAAGUGUAUGUUGAUAUGUCUAACAUAUAUAGGGCUUGUAAAAGUGAUAUAUUCAAUUCACCUCUUCAUUGCUCUUGACAAAUAUGUUUGAAUUUUCAUCCUUGGUAUACAGUGUAGUCGAAUUUUAAACGGAACGGACUCAUUAUCACGAAGUGCCUCAAUAUUUUGAGAAGCACAAGGACUCGUCGAUUCUUCUGUCAAAGAAGAACACCUUUCUUGUGAUUCCUCCAGCUACACCCCAUAAGCGUGAGUAAAAAUCGUCCAGUAAUAUUUUAACGGCAUUUCUAGCCGCAGGAAAACUAAAUUCGACUUUUGGAAAGAUACAAACAACCAUUUUGAAAAGGCUGUUCGAUUUUCAUUUUCCGAAAAACCGUCUGGAUAUUCCAAACAAACAGAAUUAAUUCCAACUAGUUAUGAGCUCUGUCUGCAGUUGACUUAGUAGGACUUACUACAGCGCCACCUGCAGACAAAGUCCGGAAGCAACUCUGGUUCAAUCUGUUUGAAAUAACCUGCCCAGCAGUGAAGAGGAGCUAGUACUCCGAAACUGGUCUGUCAAUGGACAACCCUACUAAAUUAAUUUCAGCUUUUCACAUAUAGAAAGUUAUCUCGCGACUAAUAUUCCAAAUGAAAGACAUUGUACACGUGCCUGAUGGUUUUACUUCAGCUUUCUGCACGGUAUUAACUGUGUUAGCUGUUGUUUUUCCGGUGGGUAUCUGCCACGCGUACCUACAAAAUCGUAAGCAAGGGCUUGGUAUUUUUACCAGAGCCUGAGCAUAUCUGUUAUUGCUUUUUGUAUAAGAAUACGUUCUUCAAGACAAAUUAUGUUUCACUCUCCUGAAAUUCACGAUAGAAUUGAUUCAAUUCCUGAUAAUGGCUCUGUUUUGUUUUCUUUCGACCACCCUAUCUAGAUAUUGUUAUUUGUAAUAUACUCUUUACUUGGCAGUGGAAUCUCUUUAUCGCAGCUGAAUUUGAAAAGCAUGCAACUCUGACAAAAUUUGAGAAAAAAAUUAAUAUUUGAUCUUCACAAUUUGCAAAAUAUUACCUUAGCCCAACCAUAUGCUUAGGUAGGUUCAAUUCAUUUAUAGUAGUUCCUAAAAUACAUGAUGGAUGUGACAUUGGCUAACAAAAAUUUCAAUCUGUAU